UUGAAAAACUGAUAUUUAGUUUUUGUCCAGGGCGUGUAUUGAAUGCAGUUGCUAAAGGGGACCAUGUACUAACAUAUCGGUAUCCUUUAGAAAAUGCCAAGUUUAAUUUACUUGCAUUAUUUGUUACAGGAAAAGCCAUCUUUGCAUGUAAAAGAAUUAAAGAACACUAGAGGAUAAAAAAGUAUGAGAUUAAUACGUAAACGUCAUAGAGGAAAAAAAAUCUAACAGUGAUAUAUAAAUAUAUUCUAAGACGAUUUUAAAAAUCAUAACUGUUGUCAACUGAGAACACUCAGGAAUUGAAUCUAGCGAUUAAACAUUUUAACCAGCAAGUAACCUUCCUUGAGGAUAACUUGAUAUUUGACAUUUUGAAGUCGUUUUUGAAUAAAUAUCGGUUUCAUAAAAUAAAGUUUGAAAUCAAACAAAACAUAAACAAGAGAUUUAAAAUUAACUAUAAAAAUAAAUAAAUUAAUUGGAACUAUCCUGCAGUUAUUCUAGUGCGUAUUGUAUUUUAUUUAUUUAUGCUAACCCUUUUGAGAAUCACUUUUGUGACCAUGGCAAAACAAGUAGGGGCACUAGGAAUUAGAAGCAGGGGGUUUUUAUUUCUGUAACCAAAAUGUAAAUACUAUUUUAAUAAAAUUGUUUUGUUUUGGUAUUAUUUAUUCUUUAUAUUUUAGUUUGUAAAAACCAAACUAAACGUAUUUAUCAACGAUGUCUUCCAAAAGUGAGUUGAAGAAGUUAUCUGAAGAAAGUUUGACGAGACAACCUGAGGAGGUUUUUGAUAUUAUUUGCAAACUUGGUGAAGGCUCAUAUGGAAGUGUAUAUAAGGCAUUGCACAAGGAAUCUGGGCAAGUUUUAGCUAUCAAGCAGGUUCCUGUUGAUACAGAUCUUCAAGAAAUAAUUAAAGAGAUUUCGAUAAUGCAACAAUGUGAUAGCCCAUAUGUUGUGAAGUACUAUGGAUCUUACUUUAAAAAUACUGAUCUCUGGAUUGUGAUGGAAUAUUGUGGGGCAGGUUCUGUCUCAGACAUCAUGCGGCUUAGGAAGAAAACUCUUACGGAGGAUGAAAUUGCUACCAUUCUUUGUGAUACUCUUAAAGGCCUGGAAUACUUACAUUUAAGAAGGAAAAUUCAUAGGGACAUCAAGGCUGGAAAUAUCCUUCUGAAUACGGAAGGCCAUGCCAAACUUGCAGAUUUCGGUGUUGCUGGACAGUUGACAGAUACUAUGGCCAAGCGUAACACUGUCAUUGGAACGCCUUUCUGGAUGGCUCCUGAAGUGAUUCAAGAAAUUGGGUAUGACUGUAUAACAGCUCUUGAGAUGGCUGAAGGGAAACCACCUUAUGGUGAUAUUCAUCCUAUGCGGGCUAUAUUUAUGAUACCAACAAAACCACCUCCUUCGUUCAGGGAACCUGAUCAGUGGAGCCCUGAAUUCAUAGAUUUUGUCUCAAGGUGUCUUGUCAAGAACCCAGAAGAGAGGGCGACAGCUAGUGAAAUGUUGCAGCAUGAAUUCAUAGGAAACGCAAGACCUCCAAGUAUACUUAGUAUAAUGAUAGCAGAAGCAAGAGAAAUUAGAGAAAAUCAGAACCUUAGGCAUAUUGCUGUAAAUGUGCUUCAUAAACCAACUGUUACCGAUUCUGAAGAAGAAGGAAACAGCGGGACGCUAGUGAGAUAUGAUGAUAUUGAUAAAACAUUAGUUCCUGAGAGAGACGGAGGUAAUACACUGAAAGGUGAUAAGACACUAGUUAACCGAGGAACAAAUAGCUUAGCGGAAAACCUUGGUACCAUGGUGAUCAACAGUGACACAGAAGAUGAGAGCACAAUGAAAAGGCAUGAUACUGGGCCUGGCGAAUCGGGAAAGAAGUAUCGUCCUCUCUUCCUUGAUCACUUUGAUAAGAAAGAAGCAGAGAGUAUUAUGGGAAAUGGCCAGUUGAAUGCCAAGCACAUGAAUCCAAACAACAAUAAUGCUCUACCUGUGCAAAUCCCACAGGCAGCCGCCACAACGUAUGGUUGUGCCUCCUCAACAGCAAGCUACCAUUGGAGUCUACCAUGGGAGCAGCACUCAGUUAUCUGA
Messenger RNA from Nezara viridula (southern green stink bug), 2064 nucleotides. NCBI's taxonomy places the organism in Eukaryota, Metazoa, Arthropoda, Insecta, Hemiptera, Pentatomidae. The record is from the annotation of a GenBank genome assembly.